Messenger RNA from Bombus pyrosoma, 1239 nucleotides. RefSeq lists its product as uncharacterized. NCBI's taxonomy places the organism in Eukaryota, Metazoa, Arthropoda, Insecta, Hymenoptera, Apidae. The record is from RefSeq and is a predicted model, not a curated record. The transcript has a single exon. Gene Ontology annotation, molecular function: zinc ion binding; nucleic acid binding. The coding region runs from base 324 to 1226 and encodes 300 amino acids.
UCCAACCUCUUCUGCGAGCGAGUUAUGCUCGCAAAGGAGCGAGCAGAAAGGGUGAGAAAGAGAAACUCGCACUCGUGUAGGAUAACGCGAUGGAGGAGGAUGGCAGUCAGACGGCCCAGACCUAACUCACUGUCUCGAUAUAGCUGAUCAAUUUAACGAAGUAGAAAACCGGAUAGACCGUCAUAUAUUUAACAUACGACAAACCUCGACUUCAACUCCGAAAACACGCGAAUCCAGCACCGAUUCCGGGCCAAUAUCAGUAAGGUUACCGGAGAUUCAAUUGCCUACGUUCGACGGUAUCGUGGAUAAUUGGGAAUCCUUUCAUGACACCUUCAUGUCUACAAUCAACCACAACGACAAACCGACACCAAAAGCUGCAUUACCUCCGCACCUCCUUAACCGGGAUAGCAGCGCAGUACAUACAAUCUUUGGACACGACAGCCGCAAACUACGCGAAUGCCCUCGCUUCGCUAAUAGAAAAGUUUGAUAAUACGCGACAAAUCUGCAUGAAUAUUCCCAAGAUGAAAAAUGACACAUACGAAGCCUUAGAAGCAGUAGUCGUGAACUUCAAACAACACCUACGUGCGUUAGAAAUCACCGGCGAAUCCCUUCUAGAUACCGUUCUUAAUGGGAUGCUUAUUUCACAAAUUAGUAUAAAUAUCGUCAACAAAUGGGAACUCACCCUGACCGUCAAGAAAAUGUCGUCAGUCCAACAUUUACUAGCCUUUUUAGAAAAACGAGCUAGCUGUGGCAAGUUGAGCCGCAAAGUGACUCCGUUAAUGAAAGAGACGACAACGCGCAAUCGCCCACGACAAAACUCUUCCCCGGGCCACGCUUUCACAACGUCACAGGCUACGUCAACAUGUAACACAUGCCAAGGGCAACACCCCAUCCGGAAGUGUACCACCUUCAAGGCCAAACCCGUGAGCAAGCGCCUUACGGACGUUAAAGAAGCAUCGUUGUGCUUGAAGUGCCUGAGGAAAGGACACUCGGCGCGUGAGUGCAAGGCCAGAUCCUGUCAUAUGUGCGGACGACGGCAUCAUACGAUGCUGCAUCAGAAUAAGCAACACACAAGUUCGGGUUCCUCAACACCAAGUCGAAGCUCUUCUUCUUCAAGCAUACGAUCGGACACAUCGUCGUCCUCUAGAACGCACGGUUCGGGGACAACACGGACGAACUCGCCUCCAAGUCCAUCCACCAGUCCGAAACGAACGCAGAAGAAAUGACAACGACAGUCGA